GAUGCUGCUGGUACAGUGAAGUUGUGGGAGAUCACUAGAGGUGCUGUGAUUCACAACUAUGGAGAGGUUUCAUUUGAGAAGAAGAAAGAAGAACUUUUUGAGAUGGUGAGCAUCCCUGCAUGGUUCACCGUGGACACUAGGCUUGGAAGCCUGGCUGUACAUCUGGAUACUCCACAAUGCUUUUCUGCUGAGAUGUACUCUGUUGACCUCAACAUUCCGGGGAAGCCUGAAGAUGACAAGGUUAAUUUAGCUCGAGAAACUCUUAAAGGGCUGUUGGCUCAUUGGUUAACCAAACGAAAGCAGAGAUUUGGAUCUCAAGCUUCAGCCAAUGGGGAAGCCCCACCUGGAAAGGAUGUAUCUACAAGGAAUUCGACUGCAUCAAGAGUUGAAGUAGACGGUAAUGCUGACAAUGAUUCUGCAGUAUAUCCCCCCUUCGAAUUUUCUGCAGCAUCCCCUCCAUCAAUUAUUACAGAGGGCUCUCAAAGUGGUCCAUGGAGGAAAAAGAUUACUGAUUUAGAUGGAAUGGAGGAUGAGAAGGACAUGCCAUGGUGGGUAAUGGAUUGCGUGAUGAACAAUCGCUUGCCUCCCAGGGAAAAUACCAAAUGUAGCUUCUACUUGCAUCCAUGUGAGGGCUCUACUGUCCAGAUCCUUACCCAAGGAAAGCUGAGUGCACCUCGCAUAUUAAGAAUUCACAAAGUCAUCAACUAUGUCGUUGAAAAGAUGGUUCUUGACAAACCCAUGGAUAAUAUAAAUUCAGAUGGAACUGGAGGACAGGUUACACACCCAGCUCUUGGAGGAGAUGGCUUAUUUCGGACUGGGUUGAAGCCUUGGCAAAAGCUUAAGCCAUCUAUAGAAAUCUUGUGCAAUAACCAGGUUUUAUCUCCUGAUAUGAGCUUAGCAACUGUCCGUGCCUAUAUAUGGAAGAAACCUGAAGAUCUUGUCCUCAACUACCGUGUGUUGACGAGCAGGUGAUAGGAUUAUCUUUAUCAGAGGAAGGCAUGCUUGAGCAAUUCAUAUACAAAGGUUUAGCAUCAACUGGCUGCCGGCUGCUGUCAUGAUUUAUUGCUUCCUUGUAGAUCUGGGAUUCAAGUGGUUGGAAUAAUUAGGAAAAUUCACACGAGGACCACUUUGCUGUUUGCACGUCGUUAAGGUGGUAAUUAUUAUUGAAUUUUGGUGUUUGGUGCUUUUAGAAAAAAUAGAAAGCUUGCAUUUGCUGAAGGAAGGAAUUUUGGUUUUGAGGGUACAUGAGACUGAAUUUCUCAAGAGAAAGAGCUCAUGACAAUGUCGGGAGCCUGUAGAUUUAUAUAUAUGAGGCUAUUGCAAAUGCAAGGGUUUGGAUGUUUGGAUUGUCUUCCAACAACCACACCGUAGGGAAGGCGAAUAAUAUCUCCAGAAGUAAAAUUUACCUCUUCUGACCAAACUAAUUUAUGUAUUUACUUUCUUUCCUGUUUCAUUUACGUUGUAAAUCUUCUUUGUUAUUGGUAUUCUCAGUUUUAGUGGGGAAGAUUUGGUGAUAGGCAUUUACAUAGCAGAGCAAAUUGGUUUUACAUUGACCUAGCCAGUUCUAACUGAUGUUGCUAUGGUGUUGCUCUGAAUUUCGGACAUGGUGAAGUUUUGUGCUUCUGUAUUUAGAACUAUAUCUAUUAAUCAUUCAAAUUUUGAAUGAAAUAUUCUGGAAAUAAUGAUGGAAAAUAGAAGUGCAGUCCUAAAAAAA
Messenger RNA from Nicotiana tabacum (common tobacco), 1714 nucleotides. Lineage: Eukaryota; Viridiplantae; Streptophyta; Magnoliopsida; Solanales; Solanaceae. The record is from RefSeq and is a predicted model, not a curated record.